This is a messenger RNA of Pezoporus occidentalis (night parrot), 11886 nucleotides long. It is a transcript of the gene PAPPA, whose product is annotated as pappalysin 1. The transcript is spliced from 22 exons. Lineage: Eukaryota; Metazoa; Chordata; Aves; Psittaciformes; Psittacidae. Gene Ontology annotation, molecular function: metalloendopeptidase activity. The coding region runs from base 607 to 5490 and encodes 1627 amino acids. Gene Ontology annotation, biological process: cell surface receptor signaling pathway; proteolysis. The record is from RefSeq and is a predicted model, not a curated record.
GGCUGUGCCUUAUGUUAUAAAGGAGGCCAAAAAAAUAAAUAGAUUAGAGCAUCUUUUGGGGGGAGGGCAAUCAGUGGGGCUGAGUCUUGGAGGAAGCUGGGGGGGUUGUGUUGGGGGUUGUUUUGGGUUGUGUGUGUGUGAGUGAGUGUGUGGGGUUGUGGGGGUUUUGGGGGUUUUUUUUGGUGUGUUUUGUAUUUUUUUUUUUUUUAAGAAGGAAGGGAAAAAAAUAAAGGGAAGAAAAUCCAGCAGAGAAAAGAAGAGAGAGGAAUUCCAGCUGUGGAGGAAUAGAGGAGAAGAGAGAUAGAGAAGGAAGAAGAGAGGAAUACAUUUCAAGCAAGAAGGAGUUUUGAUUUAUUAUAUUUGCAUUUGUUUUGAGAGUAAAAAAAAAAAAGGAAAAAAAAAAGAAAAAAUUCUAUAAGCAGGAAAAAGAGAAAGAAAGAAAGAAGAAAAAAAAAAGAAAAAAAGAAAAGAAAAAGCAACUGAGAAGGGUUAUAAAAAGAGCAAAUACCAAGAAGGGUGAACAAGAGAAGAAAGUCAAGGCAAGGAGGAGCCCAAAGCUGGCAGAUCGGGAGGAUUUGCAGGGGAGAAGGGGGGGGAAGAUUGGAAAUGCAGCUCUGGAGUUUGCUGCUGCCUCUUGCGCUUCUCUGUACAGCCCUAGCGAGUGGACCCGAAUGUGGGAUGGACGAGCGCUCCCGCAGGGCGCGGAGGGACACCAGGCAGAGCCGCCCGCCCCACCACACUGCCCCGGGCACCUGUGCCACCAGGUUAGCCCGGGGCAGGCGCUCCCCGGCCGGGCUGGAGCCCGGGCAUGGCCCCCGCAGGAGGCAACAGCGGGAGGUGAAGGACGCCGAGGAGUCCCUCACCCCGAGCAGGGCGCUCUAUUUCAGUGGGCAAGGUGAUCAGCUGCGGUUGAAAGCAGAUAUUGAGCUGCCCCGAGAUGCCUUCACUUUGCAAGUGUGGCUGAAAGCCGAAGGAGGACAGAGAUCUCCGGCUGUCAUUGCAGGACUAUAUGACAAAUGUUCUUACACCUCCCGUGACCGAGGAUGGGUCCUGGGGAUUAACACCGUCAGUGACCAGGGGAAUAGAGACCCCCGCUAUUUCUUCUCUCUGAAGACGGAUCGUGCUCGCAAAGUAACCACCAUUGCAGCACAUCGCAGCUACCUCCCCAACCAGUGGGUGCAUCUGGCUGCCACGUACGAUGGGCACCUGAUGAAACUCUAUGUGAAUGGUGCCCAGGUGGCCACAAGUGGAGAGCAAGUGGGCAGCAUCUUCAGUCUUCUGACCUUGAAGUGCAAGGUGCUCAUGGUUGGAGGAAAUGCGCUGAACCAGAACUAUCGGGGUUACAUAGAGCACUUCAGUCUCUGGAGGACAGCCCGGUCUCAGAAGGAGAUCUUGUUGGACAUGGGCCAGGCAAUUCACAGACAAGACACCCCUCUACCUCAGCUAGUUCUUCAAGACAGUUUACUGAAUGUGAAAAACACCUGGUCCCCCAUGAAGGAUGGCAGCAGCCCCCAGAGCAAGUUCAGUUAUCACCAUGGCUAUUUGCUGGAUACCAGCCUAGACCCUCCUCUCUGUGGACAGACCGUCUGUGACAACACAGAUGUAAUCGCCAGCUACAACAAGCUCCCCAGCUUCCGCCGCAACAAAAUCGUGCGCUACCGUGUGGUCAACCUCUAUGAUGACAAACACCAGAACCCCACUGUCAGCCAGCAACAGAUCGAGUUCCAGCAUCAGCAUUUAAAUGAGGCUUUCAGCCGCUACAACAUCACCUGGGAGCUGGAGGUGCUGGAGGUGAAGAACUCUUCCCUUCGCCACCGACUCAUCCUGGCCAACUGUGAUAUCAGCAAGAUUGGGGACGAGAACUGUGACCCGGAGUGCAACCACACCUUGACUGGGUACGACGGUGGGGACUGCCGGCACGUGCGCCACACGCUCUUCAACAAGAAGAAGCAGAACGGGGUGUGUGACAUGGAUUGUAAUUACGAGAGAUACAACUUCGAUGGUGGGGAAUGCUGUAACCCAGAGAUAACAGAAGUCACCAAGACGUGCUUUGACCCUUAUUCUCCUUACAGAGCAUACUUGGAUGUCAACGAACUGAAGAACAUCCUCAAACUGGAUGGAUCCACACACCUCAACAUCUUCUUUGCCAAUUCCUCCGAGGAAGAGCUGGCUGGAGUGGCAACUUGGCCCUGGGACAAGGAAGCCUUGAUGCAUCUAGGUGGCAUUGUGCUGAAUCCUUCCUUCUAUGGAAUCCCUGGCCACACACACACAAUGAUCCAUGAAAUUGGGCACAGCCUGGGGCUCUAUCACGUCUUCCGGGGAAUCUCAGAAAUCCUCUCCUGCAGCGAUCCGUGCAUGGAAACAGAGCCCUCCUUUGAGACUGGGGACCUCUGCAGUGACACCAACCCUGCUCCCAAGCACAAGCAGUGUGGGGAUCCUGGCCCUGGCAAUGACACGUGUGGUUUUCACAGCUUCCUAAACACUCCCUUCAGUAACUUCAUGAGCUACGCAGAUGAUGACUGCACCAACUCCUUCACGCCCAACCAAGUGGCCAGGAUGCAUUGCUACUUGGACCUCGUCUAUCAGAGCUGGCAGCCUGCGAAGAAACCAGCUCCUAUUGCAAUUGCCCCACAGAUUGUGGCUCGGAGCUCCACCUCUGUCACCCUGGAGUGGUUCCCACCCAUUGAUGGCCACUUCUUUGAAAGAGAAGUGGGAUCAGCAUGUGAUCUGUGUGCAGAAGGAAGAGUCCUGGUGCAGUAUGCCUUCAGCGCCUCCUCUCCGAUGCCCUGCGAUCCCUCGGGACACUGGAGCCCUCGGGAAGCAGAAGGGCACCCUGAUGUUGAGCAGCCUUGUAAAUCCAGUGUCAGAACAUGGAGUCCCAACUCAGCUGUCAACCAACACACGGUGCCCCCGGCCUGUCCCGAGCCUCAGGGCUGCUACCUUCAGUUGGAAUUCCGCUAUCCCCUGACUCCAGAGUCCCUCACAGUGUGGGUGACAUUUGUUUCCCCUGACUGGGACUCCAGUGGGGCGGUGAACGACAUCAAGUUGCUCACCAUCAGUGGCAAGAACAUUUCUCUCGGGCCACAGAACGUCUUCUGUGACAUCCCAUUGACCAUAAAGCUGGAUGCGGGACAAGUGGAAGAGGAGGUGUACGGGAUCCAGAUCUACACUCUGGAUGAGCACCUGGAAAUUGAUGCUGCCAUGCUGAGCUCUGUCCCUCAGAGCACGCUGUGUGCAGACUGCAGACCCAUCCAGUACAAAGUGGUUCGGGACCCUCCUUUCCAGUCUGGAUCUCCAGUUGUCAUCUCAAACCUCAGCAGGAGAUUUGUUGACACGGAGCUGAGCGAUAGCACCACGUACACGUACCAGGUCAUCAUUGUUUCCGGGAGGGAGGAGAGCGAGCCUUCCCCGGAGCUUGUCUAUAUCUCUGGAAGUGGAUACUGUGGAGACGGGAUUAUCCAAAUAGACUUGGGGGAAGAAUGUGAUGACAUGAACAAGAUCAACGGUGAUGGCUGCUCCCUGUUCUGCCUGCAGGAGUUGUCCUUUAAUUGCAUUGAUGAACCCAGCAGGUGCUAUUUCCACGAUGGUGAUGGAGUAUGUGAGGAAUUUGAGCAAAUGACCAGCAUCAAAGACUGUGGUGUUUACACUCCCAAAGGCUUCCUGGAUCAGUGGGCUUCCAACGUCUCCGUCUCACAUCACAGUGACCAGCAGUGUCCAGGAUGGGUGGUCAUCGGUCAGCCAGCAGCAACCCAGACCUGUCGAACUAAGGUGAUUGACCUGAAUGAUGGUGUCUCUCAGUAUGCCUGGUAUCCCUGCACGGCCAACUUCCAGUACUCCCACAUGGCACAGACCGUUUUCUGGCUGAAGGCUUUUUUUUCCCAACCUAUGGUAGCCGCAGCAGUCCUGGUUCACUUGGUCACUGAUGGGACCUAUUACCUGGAUCAGAAGCAGGAGACCAUCGGUGUGCAGCUGUUUGACACCAAAGAACAAAGCCAUGAUCUUGGUGUCCACGUCCUGAGCUGCAGGAACAAUCCCCUGAUUAUCCCCGUCAUCCAUGACCUCAGUCACCCUUUUUAUCACACCCAGGCUGUCCUCAUUAGCUUCAGCUCCCAGUUUGUGGCCAUCUCCGGGGUGGCCCUGCGUUCCUUCCACAACUUCGACCCCAUCACCAUCAGCAGCUGCCAGCGAGGACAGACCUACAGCCCAGCAGAGCAGAGCUGUGUCCACUACUCCUGCGAAGCCACCAACUGCCAGAAGCUGGAGAUUGAGCAUGCACUGCUGGAUUGCUCCGGUGGCGGGUGGUACAAUGGGGCCCAAUGCAACGUGAGCUGCAAGGCGGGUUACACUCUGCAGGUCCAGCGGGAUGAUGAUCUCAGCAAGAACCAGAUGGAGUCCAGCAUCACCAUGACUUGCACGGAUGGGAAGUGGAACAAACAGGUGACGUGCGAGCCUGUGGAUUGUGGUGUCCCAGACCAGUACCAUGUCUACCCAGCCACCUUCAACUGCAGCGAGGGGACCACCUUUGGCAAGAAAUGCUCCUUCAGUUGCCGACCUCCUGCUCUUCUGAAAGGAAACAACAGCAACUUGACCUGCAUGGAGGAUGGGCUGUGGUCCUUUCCGGAGGCCCUCUGUGAGCUGAUGUGUCGAGCACCCUCCAUUGUCCCUAAUGCAGAUCUCCAGACAAGUCGCUGCCGAGAAGAUAAGCACAAAGUGGGCUCGUUUUGCAAGUACAAAUGCAAACCAGGUUACCAUGUCCCUGGAUCCUCCAGAAAAGCAAGAAAGCGAGCCUUUAAGAUCCAGUGCACACAGGAUGGCACGUGGCUGCCGGGCGCUUGUGUGCCCGUUACCUGCGACCCUCCUCCUUCCAAGUUUCAUGGGCUUUACCAGUGUACCAAUGGCUUCCAGUUCAACAGCGAAUGCUGGAUCAAGUGUGAAGAUGAUGACAAUCAGUCGGGCCGUGGAAGCAACGUGAUUCACUGCCGAAAGGAUGGCACCUGGAGUGGGUCCUUUCAUCUCUGCAGGGAGAUGCAGGGCCAGUGCACACUGCCCACACAGCUCAACAGCCACCUGAAGCUGCAGUGCGCCGGAGGCUACGGCAUAGGCACGGAGUGUACCACUUCAUGUCUGGAUCACAGUCACGAGCCCAUCCUCCUGCGUGUGAACGAGACCGUGCAAGACAUCCAGCACUGGAUGAACCCUCAAAGAGUGAAGAGUGUUGUCUGCACGGCGGGACUCAAGUGGUACCCCCACCCUUCCCUGAUCCAUUGUGUCAAAGGCUGCGAGCCUUUCAUGGGGGACAACUACUGUGACUCCAUCAACAACAGAGCCUUCUGCAACUAUGAUGGUGGGGACUGCUGCGCCUCAACAGUCAAGACCAAAAAGGUUACUCCCUUCCCCAUGUCCUGUGACCUACAAGGAGAAUGUGCUUGCCGGGACCCCAACGCCCAAGAGCACAAUCAGAAAGACCUCCGUGGCUUCAGUCUUGGGUAAUGCCAAGUGACGUGGAAAGGAGGACCACACUGCUCAAGGCAGGCUAGGAGAGACACCACAUCCCUUUUGGUAUCGUUUUUAACAUUUAGCUGCUCAACUGGAUGGCAUUUCUGCACCAGGGACCCUUAGAAUUCAACCAGUCUGCCUUUAAUUUUUGUCCAAGGAGAACUCAAAAGUAGGGGUUUAUGUAUUAACUCUAUCUUAAAUAGUGAUGAUGAGAAACAAACAACUGAGAGUCAAGUCGAGAAGACUUUUCAUGUAUCAAAACAGCAUGUUAUGCCCACCUAAUCUGAACAGUUCAUAUUUAGAUUCAAGGCGAGAAACAAGCUAUUUAUGUACACAUAUUUAUAGAAAUAAGUAGAGAAAGAGAGAAAGAGUGAGAGAUGAUGAUCAACGCAAAAACACUUUCCCCUCCCCAGCACUCACAAGUCAGACCGUUCAUGGAAGAGGCUGUGCUCUUGGAGGACUCCAAGCUGAGCCUUUUCUGAUGCUGAAUGCCAAGGUAUCGCAUGCUCGGGGCACUGAGAUUGGGGUGGGAUCUCCACAGGGCUGUGGCUCUUGGCAAGUGACUUGCCAGACGCCCAGCCAGCUCGAGAUGUGGGAUGCUUCUGCUCCUCACAGGAAUGCUACUUCCAGCCAGGGAGCUCAGCAGACUGCAGUGGCCUUUCUGUACAGCUCCUCCUUCUCCCCCUGCCCUCAAAAAAGCCAACAAAAAGUCCCCUUGUAGCCUGCAGGGCUGCUGGGAUGUUUCUGUGUGGAGAUGGGCAAAUGGUCCCAUGAUGGAGUCAGGGAGUGGGGAGUCUAAGGACUGGCAUUGAGGAAGGUGGAUGAUUGCUUCUGAGGAGCAGAGAGGGUAACUUGCGCCCGCACUUGUCAUUUGAGCAUGUCUGCUGCUGCUACUCCUGCUGCUAUGUCCCAUACAACUAGUUUCCUUACUGUGUCAGGACAGGGUGAAAAACAACCCCAUGCAACCAAACAGUCUGCCUUAAAGCUUACCUACAACCUGCCUUUCAAACCCUCUGGUCUCUUCCUCAGCAUUGGGGCAAGAAAACAGGACACCAGCCAGCCAAAGGAAUCUGCUUUCUGGUCCUCAUCCAGCCAAGUGGUUCUCUAGACCUCCUCCACCUCCUUGUGGUGGUCUGUAUCUAACAACCGCUUCAUGCUCCUGUUUUCUCAGGAGAGGGGAAGAGCAGGAAGGGGCACGUGCUGUGGGGAAGGGGCUGUAGGGGACAGUAUUAGAAUUUUGGCUGUAUUUGUCAGUAUUAAGCUGCCAGGCCAGCGGGUUGAAGCCUUCUGAUAGACCAGGAGCUUAGCUGCUUGUAAUCUUCCAGAAGGAAAGGGCAUUAGCUGCAGCAGACCUCACCCUUCCCUAUCGUAUAGCUUCAUCCGUGUUGUGCCAGACCCUCGGCUUAUUUCAUUAUAGGGUUCAUCAUGUUGAGUCACUGAGAUGCCUAGUGCAUCUAGUGCUGCCACUGCUGCUACAACCCAUCCCAAGGGAAUCCCACAGAUCUUUCCAGUGUGGCUUGGGCUUGUUUUCUGCUGCUUCAGGCUCCUGCUAGGAAGGACAUACAUCCAAAAGAGUCUCCUUCUAUUCCUUGGGGCUUUUAUGACUUGUACAAUCAUAGAAUCAUAGAAUGGUUAGGGCUGAAAGGGACCUUAAAGAUAAUCUAGUUCUAACCACAUCUACUGGGUAAAGACAGGCUGGAAAGAUUUUUUUCCUACUCCUGUUUGGUUGAACAUUUAGGCACUGGAGCAAGACAGAAAGGUAAGGAAAAUAGAGGUGGAUGUAAAAAUGUGUAGGAGAACUAGAUAUGGAAAACUGACAGAGUUGUAGGUGCAAGGAGCCAGGCUCUUGUCACCCAAUAUUGGGGUUGUUUUCAUCUGAACAAACCAGAGGUGAAUCUCGAGGACUAAAAUGUAGAGGCCUGGAGAGGUGGUUGUCAUGAGAACGUAAGGAGCUCUGUUGUGAAGCUCCUAGUUAUUCCUGCAGAAGGCUUGGCCAUGGGAGCUGUGCGAUGGCUCUGCACCAUGGGACAGGGGUGCACAGGAAAGGGAGGUGUGGUGGAAUCAGAGCUCCUUCAUGGAAUUAGGCUGAACGUCUGCCAGUGUGGAGAGCAGUGACGAAAACUGGGCCUGGGCAAAAUGUCCACUUUUGCCCCUUGCCAUCUCAUUAACAAUGGAAGUUAAUGGUGAAGAAGUUGCUUCCUUCUGGUCCCUUUGACCUCCUGUUUUGUGUUGGCAGUUUGUUCAUGUGCCAUCCAUCAGAAGAGCUCACAACCUUUCAGACUGCCAAUGUAUCAGGUCCUCAAUGAGGCCUCUUAACGUGAUCUCUCCCCUCCACGCCACCUGGGUUUUACCCUAGCAGGGACCCUCAGUUCAGGUCCUGUGUGAAUCCUGAUGGCAGCUCCGUUUCCAAAAUCCCCUUCUCGGUGAUGCAGUUCAGCAUGGAGGAGAUUUUCCAUCUGCUUGUCCCACCUAACACAUUGCCCACAAGAGACAGGUCUGUAUAAACGUUAUUGCCACUUGCUGCUGUGGGCUUCCAGGAGCUCAGGGCCUGAUGAGCUCCUCUGCCCAGCCAGGGCCAGCCCCUGCUCACUGAGUUGGAGUCCUUCAAGCUCAAGGGAGAUGGUGGCUUCUUGCCAGCAGUCUCACACCUCAGCUUCACUCCUGCAGUCCAGGGGUGACCAAACUCCCUUUCCCAUGGGCUUUCCAUGCUGCUAUUUGAUUUUUAUUUUCCAACUGCUAUGUUGGCACUGUCCAUCUCCUCCAAUGGGAGCGGAAGUUCUGCUCUGAGUCAUGUUAAAUCCAGUAAUCCAAUGGCUUUUUUUUUCUUUGAGAAAAGAUAGCAUUGAGGCAAAGCUUUGCCCUCUGCGUUUCAGGUGCUGUACCGUGCAUCCAGGGGGAUGUGGAGAGGGGAGACAUGGGGCAUGGACUCAGCUCUUGUUCCCUGUGUUCCCAUGCUGGGGCAAGGCCAGCUGGAUGGCCUUGCAGCAUCUACCACUGUAAGGGCCUUGAAUGCCCAGUGGAGUCUAUAGGAAAGACCCUCCGUGGCUACGAUGGCCAUUGGGUGGGGGUGAGAAGGACAUUUCCCACCAUGUCCACCCGCUGACCCAGUGGCGUAGGUCAACAUCAAACAAGAAUUUGGGAGGAUCAGGAGAGGGUGCUCAUGCUGAUGACAUUUAGCUGCUCAUGAAGUCCAGGUCACAUUAGUGCCAAGAUCUUCUCUGUCAAAGAUAGCGAGCCAAGGCUGCACCCUACCUGGGGCCACCAGCCUGCCUUCUAGCUCUUGGGGUUGUCCAUGGCCAGUGGGAGGGAAAGCUGGAGCAGAAAGCGGUCAGUGGUGCAUGGUGGGGUGGGAAACUCCUAUCAGCUGCUACCCCAAUCCCUCCCCACCCUCUUGCAGACAGGCUGAGCUGGUGUCCUCCUGCUUUUCUUGCAUCUUCCGCUGUCCCCACCCCAGGCUGAGAAAGGAGGAUGGCACCAGAGGACUCUUGGAGUCGGGUUCCAGCUACCUCCCUUCCGGUUUCGGUUUCACUUGGUUGUAACUGUCGGUUUGUUCUAGGUUUUACCUGUGUUUAAGAAAAAAAUAACAACAACAACAAAAAAAAAAGACAAAAAAAGGGAAAAAAAAAACAAAAAAAGAGAGGAAAAAAAAGAAAAAAGCAAGCCCAAUAGCCAGCAGAAGUUUCUUGCUGCAACUGAUUCAAGUGGGGGAAUAGAAUAACAACUGAGGCUUUAGAGAGAGGAAGAAAAAGAAAACCAACCCACACACACAAAAAGAGAAAAGAAAACCCGCAUAAUCCAAACCCAAGAAGAGCAAAGCCUAUUUUUGUGUGUUUGAAAGGAAAACAGUGAUUCUGCCAGCUGAGUAGAGAGCUAGAUACUGAAAUGUAGAUUUCCCUAGAAGUACCGUGAGGUUUUAUAACGUUGUCUGGUUUUGUUUUCCUUGUGCUUUGUGAGAAGUCCAGGAACUGAGGCUAAGGUGAUUUUUCCCUGGUCUGUUGUUAUUUGGGGGUGGGAAGGGGAUGGAGUUUAUGAGGGUGGUUUUUGUUUUUUUUUUGGUUUUCCAGAUUAUUUUUUUAAGUGUGUAUUUGUGCUUAUUUUUACGUUAUCCAACUGUACAUACGCAUUUAACCAGUAUUUCACUGUGCUCUAUUUACUGCACUCAGAAGCAUUGCACAGUCUGAAUCCCGAAGAGCUGCGAGGGAUGGGGAGUGAAAAGAGAAGGAGAAAGCUGCUACUGGAGCAGACAGGUGAUUCCCAUCAGUGGGAAGUGGGAUGCGACCGUCCCCUUCCCGCACUCCAGCCCGUUGUUUCCAUUUGAGGCCAAGCUAGAAGAUAGGAGGGGUUGGGGUUAAGUCAGCCAAGGCUGGGAUGCUCAGAGGGGUUUCAGAGCUGGUGAUUUGGCCUUUGAACUAUCGGAAUGCUGUGGAAAUUCACAGCUUUUUGGCAGCAUCCUGCUCUCCCCUGCCCAAUCCCUGGAUGCCCCAGUGAGAAUUAAUGGGCAUCUUCAUCUCACUGGGAGAGGACCAUAUGCCCGGCUUAGAUACACUCUUCAUGACUGUGGGCCUCAUUUUGGUCUCAGUGGUGCAACUGAGCAGAUUUACUUUGUGUUUCUUCCACAUCAGCCCAUCCUCUGGGGAAAGCCAUCUCCCUGCUGGGGAUGUGGAAGUGUCUCUGCCUCCAACUGACCUUGGGCACACAGGACAGUCCCCUUUCCAAUGGAGGACCUUGACCACUGAGUUCAGUGGGAGCAUGACCAAGACAUCAGCAGGAGCCAGGUCCAGGUGGCCCAAGAUGUAUUUCUUUGGAGCCAUGGUUACUCUGAGCAAUAGGGGUUUGGUGAUGGACUGUUCCUGCCACCGGGGGAACCUAUGUCCAAAACCCCAGUUGUUUCAGCAGGAGCAAAGUGGGGCUUAACGUUUUGUUUCUGUCUUUGUUUGGCAAACUGAAUUUUCCAUGUUUUGCCUGAUCUACACAUCCAAGAUUCAUUAAGAAUAAUAAUUCCUUCCUCUGAAGCCAGAAACAAGAGCUUGGGUUGGCUUCAGGUGUUAGAUGAGGAGUCUUGGUGCUACUUGGUAGUCCUGUUAGGUCGAGAUGCAGAGCUCACUAGUCCAAGUUGUCUUUGGUUCCCAUUCUAGUUUGGUUUAGUCUUUUGGUUUUUUCCUUCCUUUGGUGAGGCCACAAUUCAGCCACCAGUUUCCAUCUUCUGAGUGCAAAGAACCAGGGCUUUAAACGGAACAUUUCACCAGCAAUUAAAGAGGGAAUUGGAACCAUUGCGGAGUUUGCAUUGUACGGCCUCUGUAAUUACUUACCUGUCUGCAGAUGAGAGGCUGAAUUUUGCUCCCAUCAAGUCAACAGGGUUUUUCUGUUGACUUCACUGGGAGCAGGAUUGAGCCGUACUAUAUAUAUAAAUAUAUAUAUAAAUAUAUAUGUGAUAUAUAUAUAAUAUUAUCUGUGUAAUAUUAUAUAUAUAUCAGUGUUAAUAUUUACAAAUAAAACUGUGAUCUCGUCUAGAGAAAAAAUGUAUUCAUAUUACCAACUGCUCUUCCAUAUUUAUGUAUCAUAUUGUAUCUUUUUAUUAUUGUUAUAAUUAUUAUGAUUAUUAUGGUUAUUAUUAUUAUUAUGAUGAUGAUGAUGGAAUCUUUCUUGGCACCUUUUGGAAGCCAUGUCAACCAAUACUCCAAUGAAGUGCUGAGGAUCUAUUUUCACACGAAUUCUACUGGUCUACUGUAUAAAAGAGAAAAGACAAAAAAAAUAAGAGAGAAACAAGCAGAAUACAGCUCAACCCUUAAUUCUGUACCUCACGCCUGUACGUUUGCUGCUCCGAUUUUGGGUUUUAUUUUGCGUUCGUUUGUUUUUAACGGAUCUAAUUUAAGUCUCCAAGCAAUAUAUAAAGAUGUAAAUAGUAAAGCUUAUUUAUUAAGAUUGUCAUCUUUUUUUAAUUUAUAUUUACACAGUUGUUCAUCUAAUUUAUUUUUUUUUUCAAUACAGUUUUUAACAGUUGUCCUUUUUUUUUUUUUUUCGGUUCAUGAUGGUUUUGAUUUAAAUCCUUUUCACAGAAUUUCUUUAUACAGGUUUUUUUUCUCUUUCUUUUGAACAAGCAACAACUUCCUCUGGUCUUUCCAAAACAGGUCAUGUUUCACUCCAAAAAAAAAGAGAAGUUAUGUCAGAUUCAUCAGAAAUAUUUUGCCAUUGUUGAUUCCUAUACCCUAAAGUUCUAUAUUAUAUAAAUAUAUAAUACCUUGUAUGCUUAAAUAUUUAACUGUGUGAUUUUGUAUAUAUCUUCAUACACAUGCUCACACACAUAUGAGGGUUAAUGUCCCCAGAUGCUGGGAGAACAGAGAAUCAGAAACACAAACAAUAUAAGCUUGUAUUAAAGAGUUCUGAACUGGA